Molecule: messenger RNA, 1863 nt
Organism: Salarias fasciatus (jewelled blenny)
Lineage: Eukaryota; Metazoa; Chordata; Actinopteri; Blenniiformes; Blenniidae
Product: dynein regulatory complex subunit 7-like
Exons: 12
Coding region: 1-1686 (561 amino acids)
Biological process (GO): flagellated sperm motility
Cellular component (GO): motile cilium
Source: RefSeq, a predicted model, not a curated record
AUGGAUUUUGCUCUGCAGCACGGACCUGCAGAGACCCAGCAAGAGGUGCAGGAGGGGAACGAGGAGCAGGAUCACUUCCUCCUUCUGGGAGCAGAUUACGAUGCAUACUGUGUCAGUGGUCAUGCAGUCCAAGAGAUGUGUGCUCGGGACCAGAGGCAGCAGGAUUGCCCCCUGCUUGACCCUACAGUGCAGAAUGUGCCCUCAGAUCAGAAACAACAAGCAAGCAAAUACACAAUGAUGCAUCAGCCGGAGCUGCACAGUCGCUAUCUGAGGCAGCAGGAAGAGAAGAGACAGGAAGCUAAAUCUGCACCUGAACACAGCACAGUGCAUGUCGCUCAGGAUCAGUGUCAGAAACCCGUCGAUCCAUUGCAUGGGCUGCGGGCGCACUGCUGGGUGCUGGUGCUUUCCGGCAGUUGUAAUGUCCAGGAAAAUUUCUUCAUAGACCCUCUGACAGGAAUCAGCUAUCCUACAAACCACCACCACUUCCUGGGCAUCGAGAGCAUCUGGAACAACUUCAACUACUACGUCAACAUGCAAGACUGUAAGCAGGGCUGCAGGGACCUGCUGUUUGAUCUGGAUGAUGGCCGUCUUUGGGAGCCUAUCCUGUCUGGUACGAUCAGCAGGAAGGAUCUGACUUUGGACGUCCAGCAAAGGAAGCAAACAACAAACACAGCAAACAGUGAUGAGGAGGAGGAGCAAGAGGAGCGCAGAGUGUUGAAAAUACCAAAAUCCUGGGUCAGCUUCAUUCAUGUGACUAAGGAAGACCUGCAGAGGCGCUACCCUGGCGGAAAGACAGAGGUUCUCUACAGGAACGCGAAGCUGGAGAGAUUUGCUCCGAAUGUGAGGCCCGACGGCCUGAUGACGCGACUGAGUGUGUACAAGGAGCAGGAGAGUGCAGAGGUAAAUGUGUUGAAGAUGUGGUAUCAGCACAGAAAUGAUCAGCUGCAGCAGAGGGUGAUUAAUGUGAAAGAGAGAAGCACUGUCGAACACUUCAAAGAAGGACGGCCACUCCACUUCCUGACCUACAGCUACCGGGCCCUGAAUGGAGGCUGGGAGCGACAGGUGGAGUUCAGCCGGGUGCGCAGUGAUCACCUGGCGAGCAGAGUGAUGACAUCUGACCAGAUGAUGGAGACGUUUGAGGGGCGUGGUGACUUCCUUUACCACCGUCACAUCUUUUUCAGUCCACAUGUUCGAUUCUCCGAGCAGAGCAAUGACUCAGUGGAGCUGCAAGACCGACCUGUGCAAAGAGUGGUGGAACGUUUUCAUCGAAACAUGUCCAAACUGGCGCACGAGGACGUGAACGAGCGUGUGUUUGUGAUAUCAGAGCGACGUAUCGAGUUGAAGUUUCACUGCGAUGAGCACCGACUCAUUCCCCCACAGACCAAAUUCAUCAAACCCCGAGAGUCCACGGAGCAGCAGAAGGCCCAACAAUUCACCUCAGACAUGGUGUCAUGCUUCCAGGUGGAUGUGUGUGAGCAUCCUCCUCAGAUUGGACAUCUCUAUAAGACGCUCCAGAGUCUGAUAAGACAGGAGGAGCAGCUGCUGCAACAGAUAUCCAUGUCGCAGAAGGAGAUGAGAGAACUUGUGUCCUUGAGGCAGAAAGAGGAGCAGCAAAUACAGAACUCAGCCCCUGAGAAGCAUAGAGACACAGAAUAUGACUCAAUGAAAUUGUUCAGAACAAACUGAAAACUCCAGAUCAGAAGCUGCACCCAGAAACGGAACUCUCCAAUCACCUGGAUUGGCAGUGGCACACUUACGUACAUCUUUCUAAGAUGUGACUGUUACUGAUGGAUAAAAGAUUUUAACAUUUGCUGUUUGACUUAUCAUUUAUAUUAAAUAUACCAUUCAUAAUAAAGUUAUUUC